ACUGACAGUAUGGUACAAUAAAAAAAGUCAUCGCAGUGUCAGUGCUUUCACGUAAUUUUUCACGUAUUUUCUUUUCUCAAGUUUUCCCAGUGAAAUCGGUACCUUGAUGACAUUUUCCUGGAAAAUUGAGUGAGAAAUUGUGGUGCGCGAAGGUUGUGGAGCGGAGAACAAGGGCAUUUUCCGAUGACCUUAGAGUCCAACUCAGGCACACAGCAAGGGAUGGCUUUCAUGAUGAAGAAGAAAAAGUACAAGUUUUCCGUGGAAUUGCAGCUGGAUGAGCUGGUGGAAGUUCCCUUUCUCAAUGCAGUUCUCUUUGCCAAGAUCCGCCUGAUGGACGGGGGCUCAUUCCAAGAGUACAGCAGUCGCGAGGAAGUGAAGAAUCAUGCUGUGAAAUGGAGCCAAAAAUUCAAUUUUGUGUGCAAGAUGUCAGCUAAUGCCUCAAAUGGGGUCCUGGAUCCCUGCAAUUUGCGCAUAUCUGUCCGGAAAGAGAUAAAGGGUGGACGUAGCUACCAGAAAUUGGGCUUUAUUGACCUAAAUCUGGCUGAAUUUGCGGGAUCCGGACUUACAUCUAGUCGCUAUUUGCUGGAAGGCUACGAUGCCAAGCACCGUCAGGACAAUUCAAUGCUUCAGGUGUCCAUAAAGAUGUACAUGCUCAGUGGAGAUGUCCUUUUCAAAGUCCCAUCGCCGAGUCUCAAGAACAAACAAAUCGCUAUCCAGGAUGAGGGACCUUCUGGUCAAGGGGUCAAAGGGAAGGUUGGCCUACCACCGUCAACAGGAAGAGCCACUAAAGAUGACUCUUCGAUAGCUUCAGGUUCAUCGGGAUUUGGAUCAUUAACCAAGAAAAAGAAUUUUGAGCAAAAUCCAGGAGAUAGUGAGGGAAAUGCAGUCUUGCCGGGUCUUGUAUGUAGUUCCAGUAAUUCGGAGCUACUGGAUACGGCUGGAAAUACGGAUUCAGGAGCUGUCUUGCCAAACUCCUACACAGUUUCUCUGCAAAAUACACAAUAUGGAGAAAUUGGGCACUCACGCAAUUCAAGCAACACUAGUCAAAUGUCCAAGGGAUCUGGAUACAGCAGUUUCACCCAAAGUCAGCACUCUCGACAGAGUUCCGAUUGUGAUUCCGGGCAAACGAGAAAUAUAAAUCCUGCUCCAUUUACGUCCAGUGAAACAGGAUCGCUAGAUAGGCUCAAGUCAGCGGCAGAAAGGAGGAAAAAAUGUUCUCUGGAUGAUCAUGGACCAGCUGUUUCGGGGAGAGUCGAGGGUACUCGGGUCAAUCCUGUGUUUAUGGUCGAUGAGAUUGUCAAGAAUACCAAAUUGGAUCAAUUGGAAGAGUCAGCAGAAACCUCUGGGUUAAAGCUCUUUAUUGCCCGGGAUGGAUCCACAUCACUUGGCAGUCAUAGUCAUGAGGUUAAGUCUCAACUGCCGGCUGGAGUAUUUAAGCAAGUUAUAAUGGAAAAUCCGAGAUAGUAAUUUUAUUCUUUCUUAUUUCAUUGAUUACUGUGAUGAUAAAUUACACCCUUUAACUCUUAUUUUUAUUUGUUUUCCUAUUUGUUUUUAUUAUUUUUUAAUUUAUAUUAUUAUUUUGUGUCCAAGGAUUUUAUUUUUUUUUUUCGUGUAAAUGUUGUUUCAGUUCUAUAGAGUAAUGAAGAAAAAAACACUGUUUUCCCUCUCACACAUUGAUAAACUAGAUCUUCGUCAAGACAUCACAAAAUUGCUCCAAUUUGUAAAGGAAAAAAAAUCAAACAAAGAGCUUUUCCAUCAAAUACAGUAAAGAAAAAAAAAUCAUCCAAUGUUAAUUGCAGUGACGUAAAAGAGAAAAAAUGUAAGAAGCAGCUUAAUUGUAAAAUCCCCAGAGACUUUUGUUCCCGAUUGUAUUAAAAGAAAGUAUUUUGCCCAGUUUUAUUUGUUUAAAUUGUGUCUCAUUUUCCACUGUAGCUCUUCUCUCUUUUUUUUUAAAUGAAUUGUAUUUUCAAUGGAAGAAGUAAUAUGUGUAUUUUAUAUAAUAUCAAAUAAAAUCAAAUAGUUAAUGAGCAA
Messenger RNA from Phlebotomus papatasi, 2031 nucleotides. Its product is annotated as EEIG family member 2. NCBI's taxonomy places the organism in Eukaryota, Metazoa, Arthropoda, Insecta, Diptera, Psychodidae. The record is from RefSeq and is a predicted model, not a curated record. Bases 184 to 1464 code for a protein of 426 amino acids. The transcript is spliced from 8 exons.